Ochotona princeps (American pika) is the source of this 972-nucleotide messenger RNA. Its product is annotated as olfactory receptor 2T2. Gene Ontology annotation, cellular component: membrane. The coding region runs from base 1 to 972 and encodes 323 amino acids. Gene Ontology annotation, molecular function: G protein-coupled receptor activity; olfactory receptor activity. The record is from RefSeq and is a predicted model, not a curated record. Gene Ontology annotation, biological process: G protein-coupled receptor signaling pathway. The transcript has a single exon. Lineage: Eukaryota; Metazoa; Chordata; Mammalia; Lagomorpha; Ochotonidae.
AUGGCCAUGGAAGCUCACCGCAACUCCACCCACUUCAUCCUCCUGGGUCUCAUUACUCACCCUGCCUGCCCCAGCCUCAUCUUUGCAAUCAUCUUCUCCAUCUUCGUGGUGGCCGUCACAGCUAAUGUGACCAUGAUUUUGCUCAUCCAUGGGGACCCACACCUCCACACACCGAUGUACUUCUUGCUCAGCCAGCUUUCUCUCAUGGACACUGUCUACAUCUGUGUCACUGUUCCCAAGAUGCUCCAAGACCUGCUGUCUAAGGAGAAGACCAUUUCCUUCCUGGGUUGUGCAUUCCAGAUCUUCUUCUACCUGACCCUCAUUGGAGGCGAGUUCUUCCUGCUGGGCCUAAUGGCCUACGACAGGUACGUGGCCGUCUGCAGACCCCUGCGGUACCCUCUGCUCAUGAGUCGGAGGGUUUGCAUGCUCAUGGUGGUGGGCUCCUGGGUUGGCGGGUCUUUGGAUGGAUUCAUGCUGACUCCUGUCACCAUGAGCUUCCCCUACUGUGGGCCCCGGGAAAUCAACCACUUCUUCUGUGAGAUUCCAGCGGUGCUGAAGCUUUCCUGCACAGACACGUCCCUCUACGAGACCCUGAUGUAUGCCUGCUGCGUGCUGAUGGUUCUCAUCCCUUUGUCUGUCAUCUCCGUCUCCUACACACGUAUCCUCAUCACGGUGCACAGGAUGAACUCGGCUGAGGGCCGGCGCAAAGCCUUCACCACCUGCUCCUCCCAUAUCAUGGUGGUCAGCAUCUUUUACGGGGCAGCCUUCUACACCAACGUGCUGCCCCACUCCUACCACACCCCCGAGAAGGACAAGGUAGUGUCUGCCUUCUACACCAUCCUCACCCCCAUGCUCAACCCUCUCAUCUACAGCCUGAGGAACAGGGAUGUGACGGAGGCUCUCAGGAAGGCCCUGGGUCGGUGUUCCUCCUCCUGGAGAAUCAGAGCACAGGACACAUCUCAGAAAUACUAG